Gadus chalcogrammus (walleye pollock) is the source of this 2712-nucleotide messenger RNA. RefSeq names its product probable ribonuclease ZC3H12C. The coding region runs from base 1 to 2712 and encodes 903 amino acids. Lineage: Eukaryota; Metazoa; Chordata; Actinopteri; Gadiformes; Gadidae. Gene Ontology annotation, cellular component: nucleus; cytoplasmic ribonucleoprotein granule. Gene Ontology annotation, molecular function: mRNA binding; metal ion binding; RNA endonuclease activity. The transcript has 7 exons. The record is from RefSeq and is a predicted model, not a curated record.
AUGGGCCUGAAGAACCAUCUGGACGAUGGGACAGGCUGCACGCUCUCCCUGGGGCUGGAUUUGGACUACCUCCAUGUGGAGAGCACCGAGCGCCUGGCUAGCCUGAGCACCGGAGCAGGCUCCGGGCAGCACGAGGUCUCGCAGGCUGGGGAGGAGGCUGUGAAUAGUACUGCCAGCAGUACUAGUUUAAUCAGUGACGGCAGCAGUAGUAACUGUAGUAACUGGUCUGAGGAGAGCGCUGUCUCAGACAGUGAGGAUGAGCAGGCCCCCAAUGGGCCUGGUCCCGAAUUCCCCCAGCUUCCGAACCCUGACCCGGACCCCGGACCUUGCACAGCCAAGAGCCCGCCAACUGAGAUCCCUCCCCCUGCAGACCCAGGCCUGGCCCAGCGCUCCAAGGUGGACUUUGCUCUGAAGCUGGGCUACUCUGAGGACCUGGUCCUGCAGGUGCUCGGGAAACUUGGUCCCCAGGCACUCAUCAACGAUAUCCUAGGAGAGCUGGUCAAACUUGGGCCCCAGAUCGACAUGGAGCCUGCAUCGGCUGCAGGCUCCUCAGGUUCCCUGUUCUCCUCGCCCUCGCCCUUCUCCUCUACCUCCUCCCUGGACUCCUUCAGGACCUCCUGCUCCUUCCAGCAGCCGGACGACAAGGAGAACCUCCGCCCUGUGGUCUUGGAUGGGAGUAACGUAGCCAUGAGUCAUGGAAACAAGGAGGUGUUCUCCUGCCAGGGUAUCCAGCUAGCUGUUGAUUGGUUCCUGGAACGAGGUCAUCGUGACAUCACAGUAUUUGUACCGGCCUGGCGCAAGGAGCAGUCACGGCCCGACGCCCCGAUCACAGACCAGGAGAUCCUGCGUCGCCUGGAGAAGGAGAAGAUAUUGGUCUUCACGCCUUCUCGUCGUGUGCAGGGCCGGCGAGUGGUCUGCUACGAUGACCGCUUCAUCGUCAAGCUGGCUUACGAGUCAGAGGGCAUUAUCGUCUCCAACGACAACUACCGCGACCUGGCCAACGAGAAACCGGAGUGGAAGAGGUUUAUCGACGAGCGGCUGUUGAUGUACUCCUUCGUCAACGACAAAUUCAUGCCUCCCGAUGACCCGCUGGGACGCCAUGGGCCCAGUCUGGACAACUUCCUGCGAAAGAGGCCCGUCCUCCCCGACCACAGGCAACAGCCAUGUCCCUAUGGAAAAAAAUGUACUUACGGCCAUAAGUGUAAGUUCUACCACCCGGAACGGGGCAGCCUGCCUCAGAGAGCGGUGGCCGACGAGCUACGUGCCAGCGCGAAGAGUUCCUCCUCAGCCUCCAAGAACACCACGGGCACACCUCCAAGCCUCCCCAGCAGCCAAAGAGAAGCCGUCUCGGACGCGGUGCCUUCCAGAGAACCUCCAAAGAAACCGUCAGAUCCCAGAAGCUUCUCCCUGAGCGACCUCUUGGACGAGCAGCUUGGCGUGCGGACCAAGGUGGACAGCCGGCGGGGCAGCAGCAGCAGCAGCACCUGCAGCGGAAGUAGCCUCCUGGGGCUUCCUGCUCCGGGGGGCCCUCCUUCGUAUGUUAGCCAGGACAGGUGGGACCACCCCGGGAGAGGAGGUGGUGGAAGCUCCAGAGCUGUGGGAGCCUCGGGUCCGAGCCACUUCAGAACGUAUCCCAGGGGCGAGUCCCCAGAGCCGGCCUACAGCUCCCUGGGGAGGGCCUACUCCAGCCUGAGUGUGGCGGUACCAAAGACCCCCGAGCGGUUCUCCCCGGCCGACCUGCGCGCUGGCUCGCUGCAGUCGGAAUGCGGCAGCGAUGGCAAUGUCAGCUCCGACUCUUUCUCGCCGGACCCGGUUCUGGAGGACUGCCUGAAGUGCUCCCAACACCACCACCCCCCCCACCACUACUCGCACCACCACUGCCCCAGGAGGUACGCUCACUUUAGCGGCCGACCGUCCCCAGAGAAGAACCCGACCAUGGCCUACUCCCUGCCUCAGCCGCUGCGUAGACCGGCCGCUCCUUAUGCCCUGGACGACUCCAACUCGGCUCACCCCUCUUGCUCCCAGCUGCUCUUCAGUCCUCCGUUACCCUAUCGGCCCCCACUCCAGCACCGGGCACUGGGCAGUCAUCUGGGGGGGUUCCCUGGAGAGUACACCCUACCUCCUCCCACGCCACGCCAGACCUCCUCCGUUCACGGCACUCCAAGUCGGGAUGUCCUGCGUUGUCCGUGGCAGGAUAGUCGGCUCCCAGACCACAGCUUGUACGAGGGCCCUCCCACUCUCUCACGAGCAGGGUACCCUGGGAUAAACCGGCUGCCUCCACACCCCCAACACCACCAGCAGCAGGAGCAUCUGGCGAGCUGGAGCCCCCACUACCAGCAGCAGCCCCCCCACCCUCGCUACGAGCAGACUCCCUUCCAUAGUUUCCCGGAGGCCCGAGAGGACGCUUGGGCCUCGCAGUGGGGGAGGUGCACCCACCCGUCUCCUCGCCGUCUCCCACCAGCCCAGCAGAGCCAGACCCUGUCCCCCGCCGUCUCCCUUCACUACGGCCACCAGAGCCCGGCUACGCCCCGCCAGGAGCCCCCCGGUUUGGGGGUCCAGUACCAGGACCUGAGGGAGAAGGUGUUUACCAACCUGUGUAACAUCUUCCCCCAGGAGGCGGUGAGGGCGGUGAUGGGGAGGAACCCCCACGUGACCGAUGCUCAGCAGCUAGCCGCGGUUUUACUGAUGGAGAAGACGCAGCAAGGUUACUGA